CCUGGGGGCUAAAGUUAGGGUUCCUGGGGUCCUAGCUGGGCCUCGUCUUGUUUUUGGAAAGUCUCCACUUUGUUCUGCUGCUGCUGAUGGCGGGAGCCCCGUGGCAGCCGGGUGACAGUUGGAGCUCUUCUGGCCUCCGCUUGCGCAACGCUGCCCCAGUGGGUCUCCUCGGAGGGAGUCAGCAGCUGGCCUUGCAGACCUGGCCUCCAGCGGGCAGGAGGAGCUGUGCGGGCCCUGCCAGGAGCCAGGGGGUCCCUCCCCACGUCCCUGCCCCGCUGCCGUCGCGGGCGGGGGCCCUCGGAGGGAGCCCUGGGGUUUUCUUUGGCUCUGCCUGAGCACACGGCUCCGGCUCCCCUUUCUUCUGAGCCCUGUAAAAAUAAGAAGUUAAAAGACCCUAAAGUUUGAACAGUAAAACCAAAUACAUGAAACCAAGCUGUUUCCAUGUGGGGCCAGCCCUGUGAACACCCAGGUCUGAAACUUCCUCUCGUUGGAAUUUAUGGAGGCCUUGCAAACUUUUCCCUUUAAACAUCAGCCUUGGCUCAGGGCGUUCUGGAAAGCCUGACCCCGCUGCUGCUCCCAGCUUGAUUGAAUUCAGCUUGCACACAAUAGGACUUCUGAACCGCUCCGCGCCGCGCCGUUUCAUGACACCAGUAAGUAGGAGCUGGUGGGCGAAAUGCUCAGAGACGCGCUCAGCGAGGAGGAGGAGGAGGAGGACUUCCGUCUAGAAGUGGCCCUGCCGCCCGAGAAGACCGACGGCCCAGGCCCAGGCCCAGGUGGCGGAGACGGGAAGAGGCUGGAGAGGGGGAGCGAAUCCUGCCCGGGCUCCAAGAAGCAGCUGAAGUUCGAAGAGCUACAGUGUGAUGUGUCCGUGGAGGAGGACAGCCGGCAGGAGUGGACCUUCACCCUGUAUGACUUUGACAACAAUGGCAAGGUCACCCGCGAGGACAUCACCAGCCUGCUGCACACCAUCUACGAGGUGGUCGACUCUUCCGUCAACCACUCCCCGGCCUCCAGCAAGACGCUGCGGGUGAAGCUCACCGUGGCCCCCGAUGGGAGCCAGAGCAAGAGGAGCACCCUCCUCAGUCGAGCCGACCUGCAGAGCACCAGGCCCAGAGCAGAGACCAAGCCGGCCGAAGACCUGCGGAGCUGGGAGAAGAGGCAGCGAGCGCCCCUCAGGUUCCAGGGCGACAGCCGCCCGGAGCAGGCCGGCUGCUACCACCAUUGCGUGGACGAGAACAUCGAGAGGAGAAACCACUACCUGGACCUCGCAGGGAUAGAGAACUACACCUCCCAGUUUGGGCCUGGCUCCCCGUCUGUGGUCCUGAAGUCAGAACUGCCCCCCCGCACCUGCAACCCCGCUCGAUCUCGCUCCCACGAGCCAGAAGCCGUCCACGUCCCACACCGGAAGCCCCAAGGCGCGGACCCAGGCUCCUUCCACCUCCUUGACACCCCGUUCUCCAAGGUCUCCGAGCUCCAGCAGCGGCUCCGGGGCGCCCAGGAUGGGAGCAAGCACUUUGUGAGAUCCCCCAAGGCUCAGGGCAAGAGCAUGGGUGCGGGCCACGUGGCCAGAGGAGCAAGGAGCAAGCCCCCUCUGGCACCUGCUGUCCCUGUGGUGUCCCCCUCGGCCCACCUGGCCACCAGUCCAACCCUCCUCCCCACCCUGGCGCCCCUCGGGCACAAGAAGCACAAGCACCGAGCCAAGGAGAGCCAGCCGGGCUGCCGGGGCCUGCAGGCGCCGCUGGGCGCAGGCGCGGUCCUGGGGCGGGAGCACAUGAGGGAGCUGCCCGCCGUGGUGGUGUACGAGAGCCCGGCCGGGCAGGUCCAGAGACACGAGCACCACCACCACCACGAACAUCACCACCACUACCACCACUUCUACCAGACCUAGGCCCCAGGCCCGCUGCCACAUGAAGGACCCGUCCCCUCCCCGAGGCAUUAUUCUAUUAAUUAUUGUUAUUAUGAUGACUAUUGUUAUUAAUAAUUAUUGUUACUCCACUAAUAUUCAGCUAGCCUUCCUGUAGAAGAUAUAUGGAAACACAGAACGAAAUUUUUAUUUAUAUGUUGUGGGGACUGCGUAACACCCCAGAAACGACUCGGGGUUUGGGAAGGGGCCCGCAGACGGUGCAGGCUCCCUCAGGGCUCCCGAGCUGCAGGGUCCCUGAGGAUCGGCCCACACCUUUCCCAGCGCCGUGGGAGCCCAAACUCCACCCCACCCCAGUCCCUCUCUCCCAGGAGAACACCCUUCCCUGGUCCAGCUUCAGAGCGCCUCCGAGUCUCUGAGAGACCAACAGCUGCUACCUCUUAGUAUCUUCUGAUUCGAUUUUGCCCUUAACCGAUGGUGACAUGCGACAAGGGAUCUCAGUGGACUGCAGACACGCCACCUCCCUCCUGUUGUGCUUUUAUGUCCCAACCUGGAGAUCUUAGUGCUCCUUUCUGGAGUUUUCUUUCACGCCUUCCCAGUGGGAUUCACACCCUCACCCCCAAAAGCCCCAUGUCUCCUGCCAGGCACCACAUGAGAAUCCCCCCCUCCUCCUCCUCCUCCUCCUCCUCCCCCCUUCUCCUCUCUUCUUUUGAAAGACAGAUGUCCACAUAUUUAAGGACCGUCCCUGAAACCAGCCUUCUCAUUUUGGAAACCGCUAAAGAGAGAACCAGCCACAUAAACAAGUCGGUUUUCCCAGA
Marmota monax (woodchuck) is the source of this 2679-nucleotide messenger RNA. It is a transcript of the gene Nkd1, whose product is annotated as NKD inhibitor of WNT signaling pathway 1. Gene Ontology annotation, cellular component: cytoplasm. The transcript is spliced from 8 exons. Bases 674 to 1888 code for a protein of 404 amino acids. The record is from RefSeq and is a predicted model, not a curated record. Gene Ontology annotation, molecular function: calcium ion binding. Gene Ontology annotation, biological process: negative regulation of Wnt signaling pathway. Lineage: Eukaryota; Metazoa; Chordata; Mammalia; Rodentia; Sciuridae.